AUGUCGUAUAACGAUAAUAACCACAACAAUAACAACGGAAACAACAACUACUACGACCCUAACCAACAGGUUGGUGGUGGUAGUAGUGGUAGUGAUGUUAAUGGUGUUUCGGCAAACGAUGGCUACUAUCAACAGCAGGUUGAUGAUGGCACUGCCAACAUGUACCAACAAGCACCACCACAACAACAAGAUUACUAUGACCCAAACGCUCAAUAUGGCCAGGAUCCAAACAUGCCAUAUGGCCAAGAUCCAAACAUGCAAUACCAUCAACAACCUUAUGACAUGGAUGGGUACCAGGAUCCAAACCAAUAUGGUGGGCAACCAAUGAAUGCUCAAGGUUACAAUGCUGACCCAGAAGCAUUCUCUGACUUUAGUUACGGUGGUGGUCAAACCCCAGGUACUCCAGGCUAUGAUCAAUACGGAACUCAAUACACACCAUCCCAAAUGAGCUACGGUGGAGAUCCAAGGUCUUCUGGUGCAUCAACUCCAAUCUAUGGAGGCCAAGGCCAAGGUUACGACCCUUCCCAAUUCCACAUGUCCUCCAACUUGCCAUAUCCAGCAUGGUCAGCAGAUCCUCAAGCCCCAAUCAAGAUUGAGCACAUUGAGGAUAUCUUUAUAGAUUUGACCAACAAGUUUGGUUUCCAAAGAGAUUCCAUGAGAAACAUGUUUGAUUAUUUCAUGACAUUGUUGGACUCGAGAUCAUCUCGUAUGUCCCCUGCACAAGCCUUGUUGAGUUUACACGCUGACUACAUUGGUGGUGACAAUGCCAACUAUAGAAAAUGGUUUUUUUCAUCACAACAAGAUUUGGACGACUCUUUGGGAUUCGCCAAUAUGACAUUGGGUAAAAUUGGUAGAAAGGCAAGAAAAGCCUCUAAAAAAUCCAAAAAGGCGAGACAAGCUGCCGAGGAACAUGGUCAGGAUGUCGAUGCUUUGGCUAAUGAAUUGGAGGGCGAUUACUCAUUGGAAGCAGCCGAGAUUAGGUGGAAAGCCAAGAUGAACACCUUGACUCCCGAGGAAAGAGUGCGUGAUAUUGCUCUUUACUUGCUUUUGUGGGGUGAAGCCAACCAAGUGCGUUUUACACCGGAAUGUUUGUGUUAUAUCUACAAAGUUGCAUAUGAUUACUUGGAAUCGCCAAUGUGCCAACAAAGACAAGAACCUGUCCCUGAAGGUGACUACUUGAACCGUGUUAUUACACCUUUGUAUAGGUUCCUUAGAUCUCAAGUUUACGAGAUUUAUGAAGGUAGAUUUGUUAAACGUGAAAAGGAUCACAAUAAGGUUAUUGGAUAUGAUGAUGUUAAUCAAUUGUUUUGGUAUCCCGAAGGUAUUUCUAGAAUCAUGUUUAGUGAUGGAACCAGAUUGGUUGAUAUUCCAAAGGAAGAGCGUUAUUUGAGAUUGGGUGAAGUUGAAUGGAGCAAUGUAUUUUUCAAAACUUAUAAAGAAAUUAGAACAUGGUUGCACUUUAUCACCAACUUUAACAGAAUCUGGAUUAUCCAUUUCACCGUUUACUGGAUGUAUACUGCAUACAACUCGCCAACAUUGUACACUAAACAUUAUGUUCAAACUAUCAACAACCAACCACUUGCUUCAUCAAGAUGGGCUUCGUGUGCCAUUGGUGGUGUCCUUGCCUCAUUUAUUCAAAUCUUGGCUACAAUUUUUGAAUGGAUGUUUGUUCCUAGAGAAUGGGCUGGUGCUCAACACUUGACGCGUCGUUUAAUGUUUUUGAUUGGUAUCUUUGUGAUCAACUUGGUACCAGUGGUUUACACAUUCCAAGUCGCUGGUUUGACAUUAUACUCAAAGUCUGCACUUGCUUUAUCGAUUGUUGGUUUCUUUAUUGCCGUUGCCACAUUGGUUUUCUUUGCAAUUAUGCCAUUGGGUGGAUUAUUCACAUCCUACAUGAACAAGAGAUCCAGAAGAUAUAUUUCUUCGCAAACAUUUACUGCCAACUUUAUUAAAUUGAGAGGAUUGGACAUGUGGAUGUCUUACUUGUUGUGGUUUUUGGUUUUCCUUGCCAAGAUGGUUGAAUCUUAUUUCUUUUUGACCUUGUCUUUAAGAGACCCAAUCAGAAACUUGUCAACAAUGCAAAUGAGAUGUAUUGGUGAAGUUUGGUACGGAGUCCGUGUCUGUAGACACCAAGCCAAGAUUGUGUUGGGAUUGAUGUAUCUUGUUGAUUUGCUUUUGUUCUUUUUGGAUACUUAUAUGUGGUACAUUAUCUGUAACUGUAUCUUUUCCAUUGGACGUUCAUUCUACUUGGGUAUUUCCAUCUUGACUCCCUGGAGAAAUAUCUUUACUAGAUUACCAAAGAGAAUUUACUCAAAGAUCUUGGCCACUACUGAAAUGGAAAUCAAGUACAAGCCAAAGGUGUUGAUUUCACAAAUUUGGAAUGCUAUUGUUAUCUCUAUGUACAGAGAACAUUUGUUGGCUAUUGAUCACGUGCAAAAAUUGUUGUACCACCAAGUUCCAUCUGAAAUUGAAGGAAAGAGAACUUUGAGAGCACCAACAUUCUUUGUUUCUCAAGAUGAUAAUAACUUUGAAACUGAGUUUUUCCCAAGAAACUCUGAGGCUGAAAGAAGAAUUUCAUUCUUUGCUCAAUCAUUGGCAACCCCUAUCCCCGAACCUUUACCUGUUGAUAAUAUGCCUACAUUUACCGUGUUCACUCCCCAUUACUCUGAAAAGAUUUUAUUGUCUUUGAGAGAAAUUAUUAGAGAAGAUGAUCAAUUUUCAAGAGUCACUUUGUUGGAAUACUUGAAACAGUUGCAUCCAGUUGAAUGGGAGUGUUUUGUUAAGGAUACAAAGAUUUUGGCUGAGGAGACUGCUGCUUACGAAAAUGGUGAAGACUCUGAGAAAUUAUCCGAAGAUGGUUUGAAAUCCAAGAUUGAUGAUUUGCCAUUCUACUGUAUUGGUUUCAAAUCAGCUGCUCCAGAAUAUACUUUGAGAACCAGAAUCUGGGCCUCUUUGAGAUCGCAAACUUUGUACAGAACUGUUUCCGGUUUUAUGAACUAUGCUAGAGCUAUUAAAUUGUUGUACAGAGUUGAGAACCCAGAGCUUGUGCAAUACUUUGGUGGAGACCCUGAAGGCUUGGAGUUGGCUCUCGAAAAGAUGGCUAGAAGAAAAUUCAGAUUUUUGGUUUCUAUGCAAAGAUUGUCCAAAUUCAAGGAUGACGAAAUGGAAAAUGCUGAAUUCUUGUUGCGUGCUUACCCUGACUUGCAAAUUGCUUACUUGGAUGAAGAACCUGCUUUGAAUGAAGACGAGGAACCAAGAGUCUACUCUGCAUUGAUUGAUGGUCAUUGUGAGAUGUUGGAGAAUGGUAGACGUCGUCCUAAAUUUAGAGUGCAAUUGUCUGGUAACCCAAUUUUGGGUGAUGGUAAAUCCGAUAAUCAAAAUCAUGCUAUUAUCUUCCACAGAGGUGAAUACAUUCAAUUGAUUGAUGCAAAUCAAGAUAACUAUUUGGAAGAAUGUUUGAAGAUUAGAUCUGUUUUGGCUGAAUUCGAAGAAUUGAAUGUUGAGCAUGUCAACCCAUACGCUCCAAACUUGAAGACUGCUGAUCCUGCUGACAAGAAAGACCCUGUUGCUAUUUUGGGUGCCAGAGAAUAUAUCUUUUCCGAAAACUCUGGUGUUUUGGGUGAUGUUGCAGCAGGUAAAGAACAAACUUUCGGUACUUUGUUUGCUAGAACCUUGGCUCAAAUUGGUGGUAAAUUGCAUUAUGGUCACCCGGAUUUCUUGAAUGCUACUUUUAUGUUGACUAGAGGAGGUGUUUCAAAAGCUCAAAAAGGUUUGCACUUGAACGAAGAUAUCUACGCAGGUAUGACAGCCAUGAUGAGAGGUGGUAAGAUUAAGCAUUGUGAAUACUACCAAUGUGGUAAAGGUAGAGAUAUGGGUUUCGGAUCCAUUUUGAACUUUACUACCAAGAUUGGUGCUGGUAUGGGUGAGCAAAUGUUGUCAAGAGAGUACUACUACUUAUCCACUCAAUUGCCCUUGGAUCGUUUCUUGUCUUUUUACUAUGGUCACCCAGGUUUCCACAUUAACAAUUUGUUUAUUCAAUUGUCAUUGCAAGUGUUUAUGUUGGUGUUGGCUAACUUGAACUCGUUGGCUCAUGAAGCUAUUAUUUGUUCUUACGAUAAGGAUAUUCCAGUCACUGAUGUCUUGUACCCAUAUGGUUGCUACAAUCUUUCACCAGCCGUUGAGUGGAUUAGACGUUAUACAUUGUCUAUCUUUAUUGUGUUUUUCAUCUCUUUCAUUCCAUUGGUUGUUCAAGAAUUGAUUGAAAGAGGUGUUUGGAAAGCAUUCCAGAGAUUUGUUAGACAUUUCAUUUCAUUGUCGCCAAUGUUUGAAGUGUUUGUUGCUCAAAUCUAUUCCUCGUCUGUUUUCACCGAUUUGACUGUUGGUGGUGCAAGAUAUAUCUCCACUGGUAGAGGUUUUGCUACUUCAAGAAUUCCAUUUUCAAUCUUGUAUUCACGUUUUGCUGAUUCCUCGAUCUAUAUGGGUUCAAGAUUAAUGUUGAUCUUGUUGUUUGGUACUGUUGCUCACUGGCAAGCACCAUUGUUGUGGUUCUGGGCUUCCUUGUCGUCAUUGAUGUUCUCACCAUUCAUAUUUAACCCACAUCAAUUUGCUUGGGAAGAUUUCUUUAUUGACUAUAGAGAUUUCAUCAGAUGGUUAUCAAGAGGUAACACCAAAUGGCACAGAAACUCGUGGAUUGGUUACGUUAGACUUUCUAGAUCACGUAUUACUGGUUUCAAGCGUAAGUUGACUGGUGAUGUUUCCGAAAAGGCUGCUGGUGACGCAUCUAGAGCUCACAGAUCAAACAUUAUCUUUGCUGACUUCCUUCCUACUUUGAUUUACACUGCUGGUCUUUUUGUUGCUUUUACAUUUAUCAAUGCGCAAACCGGUGUUACCAAAUAUCCAUACGAGAUUUUGGGUUCAACCAGCCCACAACCAGUCAAUUCGGUUUUGAGGCUUAUCAUUUGUUCAUUGGCUCCUGUUGUCAUUGACUGUGGUGUCUUGUUCUUCUGUGUUGGUAUGGCAUGUUGUGCUGGACCAAUGUUGGGCUUGUGUUGUAAAAAGACAGGUGCAGUCAUUGCAGGUAUUGCUCAUGGUGUUGCCGUUAUUGUUCACAUUGUCUUUUUCAUUGUUAUGUGGGUUACUGAAGGUUUCAACUUUGCAAGAAUGUUGUUGGGACUUGCCACAAUGAUUUAUGUGCAAAGAUUAUUGUUCAAGUUUUUGACCUUGGCCUUUUUGACAAGAGAGUUCAAGAAUGACAAGGCCAAUACUGCAUUCUGGACUGGUAAAUGGUACAACACCGGUAUGGGAUGGAUGGCAUUUACCCAACCAUCUCGUGAGUUUGUUGCCAAGAUUGUUGAAAUGUCUGAGUUUGCUGGUGAUUUCAUGUUGGCCCACAUUAUCUUGUUCUGCCAAUUGCCAAUUUUGUUUGUUCCAUUAAUCGACAGAUGGCACUCAAUGAUGUUGUUUUGGUUGAAACCAUCAAGAUUGAUUAGACCACCAAUCUACUCCUUGAAGCAAGCCAGAUUGAGAAAGAGAAUGGUUAGAAAAUACUGCGUUUUGUAUUUUGCAGUGUUGGUCAUGCUUGUUGUGAUUAUUGCUGCUCCAGCUGCUGCAUCUUCACAGAUUGCAGUUGACCAAUUUGCAAACAUUGGAGGUUCUGGUUCAAUUGCCAAUGGUUUGUUCCAACCAAGAAAUGUUUCCAACAAUGACACUGGUCCAAACAGACCAAACUCAUACUCUACUAUGUGGACCUACUUGAGUUCAAGGUACACUGGACACACUACAGCAUACUCAACCAACCCAUUCAGAUAA
Molecule: messenger RNA, 5808 nt
Organism: Lodderomyces elongisporus
Lineage: Eukaryota; Fungi; Ascomycota; Pichiomycetes; Serinales; Debaryomycetaceae
Gene: GSC1
Product: 1,3-beta-glucan synthase
Exons: 1
Coding region: 1-5808 (1935 amino acids)
Biological process (GO): fungal-type cell wall polysaccharide biosynthetic process; (1->3)-beta-D-glucan biosynthetic process
Cellular component (GO): plasma membrane; 1,3-beta-D-glucan synthase complex
Molecular function (GO): 1,3-beta-D-glucan synthase activity
Source: RefSeq, a predicted model, not a curated record